GUAAAUUAGAAAUUAGACAUCCCAAAAACAGUAGCGGAGUGAGCUCGUCAACAAAAUCUUCAGAGCCGUUUCUUUCCAAAUCUUUUUUUUUUUCUACUUUAGCACCGUGCUGGACGGAUCUGCCAUAGAGGAUAUAUGUUUGGUAAAGGUGCGAAGCGGAAGCUGGACGAGGAUGAAGAGGGGCUGGAAGGCAAAACGAUGGAGGCGUCGGUGGCGGGAGGGGGACUAGGCUUCUGUCCGGAAGGCCUUUCCAAGGUAUCGUACACCCUUCAGCGGCAGACCAUCUUCAACAUCUCCCUGAUGAAGCUGUACAGCCAGCGGCCGCUUGGUGAGCCCAGCCUGGAGCGCCGAGUCCUCAUCAACAACAUGCUGCGACGCAUCCAGGACGAACUCAAGCAAGAAGGCUCCCUGCGGCCGUUGCUCCUGCCGCCCUCGCCGCCGCCCGACGACCCCAUGGAUGAGGGCUACCGCGAGGCGCCUUCCUUCGGUGUUUUGUCAGCAGCGGCGUCGGCUCAGGUGCCCCAACCUUCGGCGCUGCUGAUGCCGGUGAUCGUUCCACCGCCUUCACCCCACCCGUCGGUGCCUCCCACCUGCCAGACAUCCCACACCUGCACCGAUCGUGUGGAGGCCUGCCCCGCCCCUCUGGAAGCCUGCCUCACUCCAGCCUCCUUACUGGAGGAGGACGGUGGAGAUUCAGCCUUUUGCGCUCCGUCUCCACCCACUCCUCCUAUGUCGCCUCCUCCUGCGCAGCCUCCACCUUUGCCGUCGGCACUUCUGAGCCAGGCAUCCCCCAGGGUCCCUGUGCCUGCCUCGUCCAAUGACGGUUUCGCCUCCGCUCUGAGUGACAUGGAGUUGGGUCCUCCCACAGCCAUAACAAGGACAGCAGCAGCUAAUACUACGACCGUGACUACCUCCCCAACUCCCAUGCCACUCACCCAGCCCUCCCACUUAGCAGCCCUGUCCCCAGCACCGAUGGGACCACCCAAAGACUUCAGAGCCGUGGGUGCUAAACCAGAGGCAGCUAGCGUCUUGCUAGCAGAAAGCCGCUGUGCCGAGCUUCGGCCGCUGGACACUCUGCCCACACUGCCCCCUGUAGGCCUAGUAGACAUUUCCUCCUCUCCUUCCUCCUCUCCCUCCUCUUCCUCGCCCUCGGGGUUUCUCUCAGACUUGGCGCUGGACGAUGUCCUGUUCGCCGACAUCGACACGUCCAUGUAUGACUUUGACCCCUGUACGACAGCGGGGGCUGUCGGCAUGACAGCGGGCGGUGGCCUCGCCAAACUGUCGCCGAUGGUGACGGCGGACGACCUCCUCAAAUCACUGGCGUCGCCGUACAGCGGCCCCGCCCCCCAGGUUUCAGCCAAUCAGCCUUUCAAAAUUGAUCUGACAGAACUGGACCACAUCAUGGAGGUGUUGGUGGGUUCGUGACUAGCAGACACCACCUUUGAAACACAAAGACAGUUUAAUCCGGAGAACAGACUGGAAUGAAAAUUUGGGAUGAAUUUAGGGUUUUUUCCUGGUUGUUCUUUUUAUGUUUGUUUUUAAAUAACUCUCUUUAAAGGUCGGUAAUUGUAAGCAUCGAUGGUGAUGUCAAUUAGUACUACUAUGACAACUACUACUACUACACAACACUGUGCAUGCACUGUGCUCGCCUUUCCAAAUAUGGAAAUGAAGUAACCGGGAAACAAAGACACACAUAUGUUUGUAUUUCUAUACUUGUGAGGACCUCCAAUAACUACAUUCAUUCCCUAAUUUAAACCUAAUCCUAGUUCUAAUCUUUAACACGGACCUAAGCCUUAACCCUGAAAAGUUACUGUAAAUAGAAAGAAAUGAGGACCGGCAAGUUGUCCUCAUUCUGGAGGAUCUUUGCAAUCAUUCUAUCCUUGUGAGGACAGUUAGUCCUCACAGGUAUAGAAAUACAAGUAAACACACACACACACACACACACACACACACACACACACACAUUGGAUUCAUGGCUUUUAGCAGAUGAGUGCCUUUCAAAAUGACCACUUAUUCAAUUCCUGUUUUUACAGUAUUUGUCUGUUUUUCUUGUUUUUUUUUUCCUAGAUCUUUUCACUUUAACAGCCUAGAGAGGUCAAUCCCUCAACAUUUUUAAUUUAUUCUAUUGUAUUAAAAACUGUUAUUAAGUGAGGUAAUUUCUCAUGAUCAAAUAAUAAUUAUUUAAUCUUUUAUCUUAUUACAGAUGCUGUUUUAUUUGAAAAGCGAGCAUAAUAAGUUUUUAUGGAAUACAUUGUUUUACCAGUGUGCUACAUAUUAGCUUGGCUAUAUAAUUACGCUUCGGCAAUAGCUCUAAAAACACAUAGUGGUUUGUUGAAGCCCUUUUGAUAGAAGGAGGUGUCUGUUCUUGUACACAUUAUUGUUAUGAAUUCAGUUCAGGUUUUAUGUAUUUUUUCUUUACCUUUCUAAUUGGCAGGCACGUAACUGUGCUGGAUGCUAUUUUACAUAAGCCCGGUUGUAUGGGCUAGUUAUCAUGCUUCAGUUUCAGCAGAAUUCAAAUGAGCUACACCCACAGGAACGUGUUUACAUUGGAAGCGGCAGCAGCACCAACACAGAUCUCAGUGGGAUGGAGAACAUCUGAAAAGUCCAACUUAAGCAGACUCCAAACACCACUCUCCACCACAUGUUUUUUUUUAUUGAAUGCAUAAUUUGGCUUUACAGGACCCAAAAGAAAUGUCACAAAUUUCAGCACCAUUGGUACUCUGUAGGUUUCUUAGAAUAGCGUAAAAAAAAAGAAGGAAAUAUUUUAGAAGAAAUGCCUUAUUCAGGGUUUUUUGAUGCAACAGAUUUAGCAACAUGAGUGGCAGACAAAUUGCAGAGAAUGUUUACCCGUGUUCAGGAUAGAGGCUCUUACACGCCAAAUGUCAGGGUUCUGCUCACCUCUGUACAUUGUGCAGUACAGUUUUGAGGUUGACCCCAAAAACCGCUUGGAUGUUUUAAACACAUGCGAUCGCCGGAGGGCUAAAUCUGUCUCGUAAAUAAUUUGAAUGUGAAUUUCCAGUGAAGUAGGAAACCCAAACCAGGGUGUUAACCCGAUACUGCAACCAUGCAAAAAAGACUCCGUUGUUUCAAAACACUGCUCUCUUGCACAGUCCACCACGCAUGAGUUUAGGCACAAAAAGACUAAAUAUGAUGACUGAGUGCAGCAUCCAAGAUGGAGGGUCACAUGAGGAUACCUAUCAUCUUUAUGAUUUUCCCAGCAGACCACACACGCACACAGUUUUUCAUAGAAUGGGAAGCUCAGUUUACGAAUGCUGUGUUUAAGCCUUUAUAUGCUGAUCUGUUCAAGUUAAAUAUAUAUUCCAGUUUACAUCAAAUUCCCAUUCAUAUUUUUUAUAAUAAUGAAGUUGAUACGUUUAAUAAUUCAACAAUUGAAAUACAUUUUACUGUCCCCAGUUCACAGAUUUAGUUAUUAACUAUUGUGGAUCAAAUGUAUGGAGGAUGGGUUUGCUAUUAAAAGCAUUUUUAAAAGAAAGAUUAUGUAUGUAGUGUUUGAGGCUAAAAACAGUCAUUUAUACAUUAUUAGACUACUGACAUUCUUUCAGAGAAAAAAAUCUGAGAUAGAGUAGACACAUUGGCACCAGGCUAGUUGCCUUUUCAUAGUGACAAAGCCUGCAGAGGACACCCACAUUAGUUUAAGUAGUUACAGGACAACAACAUAGUCGCCUACACUUUUAGGAAUCUGCAAGGAUGCAAAAAAAAAGGCUUGUUUUGUAGAAGUUGAUACAACAAAACAAAAAGUUGUGAAAUGCCUUUGCUUGCUGCAAUACUCAGAAACAUAUUCAUAAGCAAUGAAUAAGAAAAGCUUAGUCAUCACUUUGCCUCUUGUAGACAAUAAAACAAUAUGAUUUCAACUAAUAGGCUGAUAUGUAGAAGGGGAAAUCCUCCCUGGGAUACUUCUACAAUGGGUUUUUUUGAUCACCAAUGCAUUGCAGGACUGACUACAUGGUAAUCAAAACAUUAGAAGUGCAAAAUGCUUUUUAAGCAUCCACUGUUAGAGGCUCAAACCAAAAACCUGAUAUUUAAAGUUGCAUUCAUUGUUUUUUUGGCCACUUGGGGGCAGCAGAAUAAGCCGAAACUCAAAUAUCUGACAUAUUAUUCAUCCAUUGCAUUUAUUUUAAGUUGUCAUCUGCAUAUGUGGAGAACAUAGGUCCUUUUAACUCUGAUUUGGUUUCCACCAAGUCCUAAAGGAGGUGUUUGGCUCGUUAGCUGCGAAAAAAUGGCUAAAAAGCUCGAGCUAAACGAAACCGCAGAGCUUGGUGUUCAUCAUUUUGGCCUUUUCUGAUACAAACUCCAUUGUAACUCAUUAUACAUAUCGUCUACAUUACUUCAAUGGAUUAGAAAUAUUUAAGGGUGGAUUUUUUCUUCAAAUGUAGUUAAGUACCUAAUUACACAAGAAACCCUCAACACUUCUGUGUCUGCCAACACAACAGUACUAUGGUAUGAAAUGGUAUGUUAAUGGUAUUUCUAGCAGAACUCCCAGCUGGUGGGACUCAGUAGUUGUUAAUGGGACAGAAUGUGUUAUCUGUAAUCCAGCGUGACUCAUUUUUACCGUGUUAGCCAACAGCAGUGAGGCCGUGUAAUGUUAAAACGUGUUCCAAGACAGAUCAUUGGCUCCCCAGCGUGCUUUUCACCUCAUCUAGAGUGUGUAAACGAAAAACAUUUGAACUGAAUUCAAAGCAGAGUGUGAGCCGAACAGACGGCAGCACCAACUAAUACUGUUUGUAGACGACUGCGUCAUGUUUCUUUCACUAUGUUUGAAUUUUGGAGUGCUUAUUUUUUUGUCAAUGAAGUUAUUUAUUCAUAUUGGGUUUUUUCUCUUUUUUUCUUUUCCGUGUAAAUAUAUUUAUUUUUGAUGUGAAGUGAACAUUUGGAUUGUAAAUGCGUGUACAGAAUGUGUGGUAGGAAUGUACUCUGCUCCAGAUAGGAAUGUAUCUGAGUGUGGAAUUAUGGGUGGAAGCCAUUUUUUUUACAUACAUAGGUAGUUAUAUUAUCUUGUUUAUCUGUUUGUUUGUUGCUUUGUUAUUGAUUUUUUUGUGUGUGGGGGUGGCGGCCACAACUUUUUACAUCUUUUGUACUCUUUUGUUCAUCAUUUUCCAGUUGAAGGCGAACAGUUCAUGCAGCAAUACUCAAAAAAAAAAAAAAAAAAAAAAAAGUCUCCAACCUUCAGAUGUCAAGACUCCAAAGCCUGUCAUAGACACUUCAAUGCCAAAAGUAAUGUACAUAGUAUGAACAACAUUCGAGCUCUUGAGACUUUUUUCGAUCAGUGUUUGUAAUCGAAUCUGCUUUAGCGCUGUCCGGGUGUGCUGCGGUUCGACUCGCCAGGAAAGAGUGACCGCAGUCCAGGCUGAUUUCCUCUAUGAAGGCUGUAUUUUUCACAGACCUCAGAGCUGUGCCUUUUUCUAUGCAAUAGAAUAUACAAAAACACAGAGAGAGAAAUUAUCAGCUGUAUUGGGAUCCAAAUGUGGACUGUAGAUAAAAUAUAUGUAUACAUAUAUAUAUGUAUGUGCGUGUAUAUAUAUGUAUAUAUAUAUGAGAUAAAUGGACUGCUGUCUAUGAAUUUGAAACAGUCUUACUUUUGUAGUUUUAUAUAUAUAUAUAAAUAUAUAUAUACAAUAAACUGUAAAAAGAGA
This is a messenger RNA of Scomber scombrus (Atlantic mackerel), 5651 nucleotides long. RefSeq names its product SERTA domain containing 2b (gene sertad2b). Gene Ontology annotation, cellular component: nucleus. The coding region runs from base 136 to 1425 and encodes 429 amino acids. NCBI's taxonomy places the organism in Eukaryota, Metazoa, Chordata, Actinopteri, Scombriformes, Scombridae. The transcript is spliced from 2 exons. The record is from RefSeq and is a predicted model, not a curated record. Gene Ontology annotation, molecular function: transcription regulator activity.